AUGAAUGAUGUGGCAAUUGAAUCGGAUGCUCAAAAACUUAAUAAAGCCAUUAGAAAUGGUGAUAAUACGAUGUUAAUCAAAGAUGAAGAGAUUGUAAGGAUUCUAACAACAAGAAGCAAGCUUCAUCUCGAGGCGGUCUUCAAAUGUUACUAUGAUGAUUUCGGCAAGGACAUUGAAGAGGAUCUCAGUGAGGAAUCAGGUUUGAAGGACACAAUUUAUUGCUUGUGUGCUCCUCCAGCGUGUUUCAGUAAGAUUUUAGAUUCAGCAAUGAAAGCUAAUGUAAGCAAGAAUGAAAAGGAAGCCCUAACUCAAGUUAUUGUAACCCAAACUGAUGUUGAUAUGAAGGACAUUACUGAGGAAUAUAAUAAGCAAUAUGGAACUCCUCUAGCCAAGAAGAUUGAAGAUGUAGCUCUUGGAAAUUACAAAGAUUUCUUAGUCACGUUGGUCCAAAGAGCUCUGGCUAAAGGAAGUGAAUAA
Messenger RNA from Vitis riparia (riverbank grape), 477 nucleotides. Its product is annotated as annexin D4-like. Gene Ontology annotation, cellular component: cytoplasm. Gene Ontology annotation, molecular function: calcium ion binding; calcium-dependent phospholipid binding. The transcript has 3 exons. The record is from RefSeq and is a predicted model, not a curated record. NCBI's taxonomy places the organism in Eukaryota, Viridiplantae, Streptophyta, Magnoliopsida, Vitales, Vitaceae. The coding region runs from base 1 to 477 and encodes 158 amino acids.